AUGUCUGGAAAGGAUACGAUCUGUUCUUGGUCAUUUCUAGAUGUAGAGACGCCAAAACUGCCUCGUUUGUUUGCCGCGGCGGUGGAGAAACCUGUGGUUUCUGUGGUGCAUCUGCCUGUGCCUGAAAUUCAGGAUGGAAAAGUAACAGUCACGAUCUCGGAGGAAGGUUAUCAAUCGGGCUUAGAGAAGUGCAGACAUAUGCUUUUGGCUCGCCUCCAUUUAGAUACUAAAGAAAAACCCUAUUCUCUAGUUGAUUUGCGCAAGAAACGAGUAUGGUUUGGGGUGAGAUUGUCUGAUGAGAUGAUGUCGAUGGUUUGGGGGAAAGGGGCGAUAGUGUUGAAGCCUGGUCUUCUUAGAUUCAUGCGAUGGACACCCAACUUCUCUCCUGCCAAACAAAGAAACACCAAUGCUCAGGUGUGGGUGCGACUGUGGAAUUUAGGCCUGGAAUUUUGGGAGCCUUUAACACUAUUUGAGAUAGCUAAUGGAAUUGGUGUUCCAGUGAAAAUUGAUCAGAACAUGAUGGAGAGGAAGCUAGGGCUUUAUGCUAGGGUGUUGGUGGAUAUUGACCUCUCCAAGGAUCCUCCCUGUGACUUGACUGUUCAGAGGAAAAGUGGUGAGGUUGUGGUGGUGGAGAUUGAGUACGAGCGCCUUCCGGAUUAUUGUUUUCAUUGUGAGACAAUAGAGAGGGUUAGGGGGCGCUCACGCAAGCAUAAGCCCCGACGUCGUCCAAAACUUAAGCAGGUUUAUGUUUCUAAGCAACCCAGGAAGGAGACGGGGAAGCAAGUAUUCAUAAACAAUACUCCCCCAUUGGCAAAUGAUCCAGGAGAGGUUCCUUCUUUCUCUAAAGUUCCCCAAGUGGUAUUGGGGAAUGGCACUGAAGGAGUUUUUGGUCCUGUUGAUCAUGGAAUCAUUGAGGAAAAUGGAGUGAUUAUUGGGGCUGACCACCAACCGGGUCAGGUGAACAAUGUGGUGCAACAAAUUGUGGGGAGGAGUGUGCAUGACAGUGAUCAACAAAUUAUUAUUGUACCUCAGGAAGCAAACGAAGAUGUUGAGCAAACAAAUGGGGUUGAACAAUUGGAAGAAGAUGGGAUUCACAGUGGCAACGAUGAUGAUGGUGGCUGUGACAGAAAUGUCAAUGAGGGUUCUGCUUAA
Rosa chinensis is the source of this 1152-nucleotide messenger RNA. RefSeq lists its product as uncharacterized. The transcript is spliced from 3 exons. Lineage: Eukaryota; Viridiplantae; Streptophyta; Magnoliopsida; Rosales; Rosaceae. The coding region runs from base 1 to 1152 and encodes 383 amino acids. The record is from RefSeq and is a predicted model, not a curated record.